AUGAAGAUGAAUUAUAUUCAUAUUUUCUCUUUUUUCUCACUUGCCAGCGCGGUCUCUAAGAAUUAUUGUCCGCUGCUAGGCCCAGUUUACCCUACUCCCAAGAGCCUAGGCACCGAUUCAGCCUUUCAUGCAGCCAAGCAAAACAUAUCCAGUACUUUAGAUGCUGUGGUCGCUGGAAAUUCAUCCCUUCUAGGCUCAACCUACAACACCAACACAACCUCGCUCUCAGUGCAGCUCUGGUCUACAAAUGAUUCGACGCCCCUUUUCGAGUAUUAUUAUACAUCUCCAUUGACCAGGAGUUCAAGCAUCGGUGUCACCGACGUUGAUGAGGAUACUGUAUUUCGCAUCGGUAGCGCAUCAAAGUUGUUGACUGUAUUACUGCUACUCAUCGAGAAGGGCGAUGUAGUCUUGUCUGACCACGUCGUGAAAUGGGUCCCGGAACUCGCAGAUGCGGCGAAACAGCUGCGCUGUAAUGCUACUGAUCGAUGGGAUAGAAUCGACCAUGUGCAGUGGGAAGAAUUAACGCUUCGUGAUCUGGCAACUCAGCUUUCAGGUAUCAGUCGAGAUUAUGGAUUCGGUGAUCUAGCCGCAUCUGGAGUUGAUCUUACGGCAUAUGGGUUUCCUCAACCCUCUGAAGCCCCGCCAUGCGGAGGUAUACUGACUGGUGUUUGUGACAGAGCUCAAUUUUUCCGAGGCCUGUUGCAAGAACACCCUUCCUUUCCUAUCUCAUACACACCCAGCUACUCGAAUGCUAAUUUUGAGAUUCUCGGGUUUGUUUUGGAGGCGAUGACCAACACGACAUAUGAAACUCUGCUUCACAGAGACCUUGUCGAGCCACUCGGCCUAAAACACCUCACAUACUCGGCUCCAGCAGAUAAGUACGGGAUCAUCCCAUGGGAUGCCGCGACCAGUUACUGGGCCGUCAAUACGGGGGCUGAAACACCUGCUGGUGGUCUUUAUGCAUCAACCAAAGACGUGACGACCCUCGGCCGAGCCAUUCUCAACAACCAUCUCCUCUCCCCAGCCCAUACUCGACGGUGGAUGAAACCAGCCACACACACUGGCUCCCUAGACUUCUCCGUCGGGGCUCCCUGGGAGAUUUUGUCAUUCCCUACCUCCCGAGUGGUAGAUGUGUACACCAAGUCCGGCGAUCUCGGGAGUUAUUCAAGUAUGCUUGGGUUGUUGCCUGAUCACAGCUUUGGCUUCACUAUUUUAGCUGCAGGAAACAGUACGUCAGCGGUUGUGCAAGCGGUCUUGCUGUCCAUGAUGGAAACGCUAGUUCCUGCCUUAGACGCGGCGGCGAAAGAGGAAGCUGCACUUCGAUUCACAGGUAUUUAUACACAUAAUAGUACAAACUCGUCAAUUGUGAUCACGACUGACGAGGGGCCGGGUCUGAAUGUCGAGGCCUGGGUGAAUGACUCGGUGGAUAUAAUUCAGAGUAUCGGAUUGUUGGAGGGCUAUACUGCUGCACCUUCGAUUCGUUUGUAUCCUACAGGGUUGGAAAAUGCGGACCAAUUAUCGUUUGUUGCGAUCAUCCAGCAACUCGGUAGUCAGCCGAAUGGCGUGCCUUGCACUGAUUGGUUUGUGGUAGACUCAACAGUAUAUGGGAAUGUCGGGUUGGAUGAGUUUUUGUUUGAUCUUGACAGCGCUGGGAAUGCGGUGGCUGUAUCGCCGCGUGUAAUGCGAACGGUACUUCAUAAGUCAUUUUAG
Molecule: messenger RNA, 1710 nt
Organism: Talaromyces proteolyticus
Lineage: Eukaryota; Fungi; Ascomycota; Eurotiomycetes; Eurotiales; Trichocomaceae
Product: beta-lactamase/transpeptidase-like protein
Exons: 4
Coding region: 1-1710 (569 amino acids)
Source: RefSeq, a predicted model, not a curated record